Messenger RNA from Penicillium taxi, 2397 nucleotides. Its product is annotated as putative differentiation regulator (Nrd1). Bases 1 to 2397 code for a protein of 798 amino acids. The transcript has a single exon. Gene Ontology annotation, cellular component: cytoplasmic stress granule. Gene Ontology annotation, molecular function: mRNA binding. Lineage: Eukaryota; Fungi; Ascomycota; Eurotiomycetes; Eurotiales; Aspergillaceae. The record is from RefSeq and is a predicted model, not a curated record. Gene Ontology annotation, biological process: mRNA splicing, via spliceosome.
AUGCAAACCUCAGAUGCGAACAGCUCGCGUUUGAAUUAUAAAUAUAACCUCAACGGUGAUACUGGUUUCUCCCACGGCGCCUAUCAUUCAAACCAAAAUCCUCAGGGCUUCUCCAACCGAUCUCGUCGCAUCAAUAUCCCUGCUAUCAAUACCGCCGCCACUGGCCAGAACAACGAUCUGAACGGUUUCGAUAUGAACUUUACUCCACUCCUCCCUUCACAGUUGCUAGUUGGCAGCCCCUUCCAGCCCGGUACCCCUUCAGCCUUUGCCUCCCCUCAGUUUGCAACUUUCGGAGGCUUUCCCCAAGCCAAUGGCAAUGGACAUGGACAGAACUCCCAUAAUCAGCUCGGUAGCCCGACGCAAGGCAUGCAGAACCCCGGAUUGUACCCCGGGAUGCUCUCGACCGAUGGAUUGAGUGCCUCACAGCUUAUGGGUGGCCCUCAGUCCCCAAUUAACGGGAUGAGCUAUGGUAGUGGGUUAGGUAGUCCUUCGGCGUCAGUCUCCCCGGGGAUGCUAUCGGGAACCAGUCGCACCGUGUAUCUUGGAAAUAUUCCCGCUGAAACAAGCGCCGAGGAAAUCCUAAACCAUGUGCGUAGCGGUCAGAUCGAGUCGGUGCGUCUGCUGCCCGAUAAGAACUGCGCUUUCAUCUCCUUUUUGGAUAGUAGCUCUGCCACCCACUUCCACUCUGAUGCCAUCUUGAAAAAGUUGGCCAUCAAGGGUAAUGAUAUCAAGGUGGGUUGGGGAAAGCCUUCCCAGGUCCCUACUUCUGUUGCAUUGGCUGUCCAACAGUCUGGCGCAUCACGUAAUGUUUACCUGGGUAAUCUGCCUGAAGAGACGACUGAAGAGAACCUGCGAGAGGAGUUGGGCAAGUUUGGGCCCAUUGAUACAGUGAAGAUUGUCAAGGAAAAGGCAAUUGGUUUUGUCCAUUUCUUGUCAAUCAGCAACGCAAUAAAGGCGGUGGCACAGCUCCCCCAAGAGCCGCAAUGGCAGGCGCCUAAGCGUGUCUUUUAUGGUAAGGACCGCUGCGCGUACGUGUCCAAGACUCAGCAGCAGAAUGCAGCACAGUUCCUGGGAAUUGCCCCUGGUUACGCACAUGUGCUCAACUCUGCCGACCGAGACUUGAUCUCAAACGCCCUCGCUCAGCAAUCUGUCGCUGCCGCUGCCGUAGCUACCACGGCAGGCGGCGUCAACAACUUGGGCAACCGAACUAUAUAUCUGGGAAACAUUCACCCUGAAACUACCAUUGAAGAGAUCUGCAACGUUGUGCGUGGAGGUCUGCUGCAUCACAUCCGAUACAUUCCUGACAAGCAUAUCUGCUUUGUUACAUUUAUUGAUCCUACCUCCGCCGCCUCCUUCUAUGCCCUGAGCAACCUACAGGGUCUGAUGAUUCACAACCGACGACUGAAGAUUGGCUGGGGUAAGCACUCCGGCCCUCUGCCACCUGCCAUUGCACUGGCGGUAAGUGGCGGCGCUUCUCGCAAUGUCUACGUCGGAAACUUGGAUGAGGCUUGGACGGAAGAGCGGCUCCGCCAGGACUUCUCUGAGUACGGCGAGAUUGAGUUGGCCAACACCCUGCGCGAGAAGAGCUGUGCCUUUGUCAACUUUACCAACAUUGCCAAUGCAAUCAAAGCUAUUGAAGGUGUACGGAACCGCGAGGAGUACCGCCGCUUCAAGAUCAACUUUGGCAAGGACCGUUGUGGUAACCCGCCGCGCCAAGCUGGGCAUAACCAGCAGAAUCGCAAUGGCAUCGACGACGUUCAGUCGCCCUCAGCUUCGAAUGGAUUCCAGAAUCUAAGCCAGUCAGGCUCUCAGUCAAGCCCCACUCGCCCUGCUCUGUCCCCUGGAUCUGGUUCCACUGGUUCGCAGAAUGGCCAACAGCUCCGUCAUCCACUUCAGAACGUGUCUUCUCCUUCUAGCGUGUUGAAUGUGGGCUCCAACAACCCAUUGACCAUGUACCUGAACCAGAUUUCCGCUCAACAGGCCCAGGAUCAAGAGAAUCGACUGAACGACCCUAUGCUGAGCCUGCAAGGCCAGUCUCAGCAGUCCCUGUACAACAACAGCAGUGGUGAACUUGACUCGCCUUUGCACCAUCAAAAGACUUCAAACUAUCUGAGUGUUGGUACCUCUGGUCCUGGGCACCACUCCACCGCCAGUACUAGCAGCCUGAGUGUUCCGCGUGCAUCACACUCGCGGGCUGUAAGUCUACCUUCCUUCUCCCAGGAACCCUUUGGACCGGUCGCGGGACAACACCUCCGCACCGGCGCCCACCAGCCCCAGAGCAGCUUCUCCAGCUUCUCCUCUGCCCUCAGUGGAAUCAACCACCCUGGCUUUGGACUUGCUAUUCAGAACGAGAACUCCCUACCCGGAUGGGUUGAAGAGGAAAUCGGUGCUAAAUAG